Malania oleifera is the source of this 1502-nucleotide messenger RNA. RefSeq names its product 2-oxoglutarate-Fe(II) type oxidoreductase hxnY. The record is from RefSeq and is a predicted model, not a curated record. Lineage: Eukaryota; Viridiplantae; Streptophyta; Magnoliopsida; Santalales; Ximeniaceae. The transcript has 11 exons. Bases 129 to 1082 code for a protein of 317 amino acids.
GAUUUAGAUGUCAGUCAAAUCGCGAAUGGCAUCUAAUUUUUUUUUUUUUACAGCCCAUGGCUGUGGCACGGUAGCCUGAAGCCGACGAAUUCCCCCGGUCUACACGAAAGUAGCGUGAGGGAAAGAAAAUGGUGGACGCGCUGGAACUUCCCAUCAUCGACUUGUCCUCGCCCGAUCGCAUAUCCACGGCUAAUUCAAUCCGUCAGGCAUGCAUGGAAUAUGGUUUCUUUUACCUUGUGAAUCAUGGAGUGGAGAAAGAGUUGCUUGAGAGAGUGUUCAAUGAGAGCAGAAAAUUCUUCUCGCUUCCCCUGAAGGAGAAGAUGAAACUGGCUCGCAAGGAACAUCGAGGUUACACACCAUUGUAUGCUGAGAACCUAGAUCCUUCCUCAAGCUUUAGAGGUGACUCAAAGGAGUCCUUUUACAUUGGUCCUCUGGAUGACGCUACAGCUCAGACUAAUAUAAAUCAAUGGCCAUCUGAAGAAGUUCUGCCAUUUUGGAGGCCCACAAUGGAAUCUUACCAUGAAAAAGUCCUGACUGCUGGAAAAAGGCUACUCUCUUUGAUUGCUCUUUCUCUGAACUUGGAUGAUGAUUUCUUUGAAGAAGUGGGGGCUUUGGAUUCACCAAUGUCAUUUCUUCGUCUGCUGCAUUAUCCAGUUUGUCUUUUUUGGAUUUCAGGCGAACUGGAGUUUUCUGAUGAAGAAAUAUAUGGUGCUUCAGCUCAUUCCGAUUAUGGAAUGAUCACUCUUUUGGCAACCAAUGGCGUUCCUGGACUGCAGGUGUGCAGAGAAAAGUUUAAGCAACCUCAAAUUUGGGAGGAUGUGCCUCAUAUCAGUGGGGUCUUCAUUGUUAACAUCGGAGACAUGAUGGAGAGGUGGACUAAUUGUUUGUUCAGGUCAACACUGCACAGAGUGAUGCCAACAGGACUAGAACGCUAUUCGUUGGCUUUCUUCUUGGAUCCCAACCAAGACUGUGUGGUGAAAUGUCUGGAAAGUUGUCAGAGUGAGUCAUCUCCUCCAAGAUUUCCCCCAAUCCGCAGUGGGGACUACCUGAAGGAGAGACUAAGGCUUACUUAUUCCUCCUAGGAUAAUAAGUCUAAGCCAAAUGUGACUAAUGUAGAUGAAAGACCAUCCCAAGCCAAGAGCCAAGAUCAAAGACUCCAUUUGGUGCUAUAAAGAAUAUCUUUGCUUGGAAAUAGUCCUCAAGGCUGCAAUCAUGUGUCCUUUUCUUUUGCAGUUGGACUUGGACUACUCUAUGGGAGGUGAUUCAUCUCGUAUCCUUUCUCAUUUCUUCCAGCAAACCCAAGGCCUCCAAUAUGAAAAUCGCAAUAUUCAACCAAGAUGCCUCCUAUUGCGUGUGUUUUCCUCUUGAACUCUGUUUCGGAAACUUUUGUAGUGUUUUGUUUUGUUCCCGCGUUUGCGUGAUUGAAUGGAAUGAGGAUGGAAUAAGAGGAAAAAUUGAAUAAAAAAGUGCAAAAAUUAAAUGACAAAUUUGAUUUCAUUCCA